AUGACUGGAUACCUCACCCAUUUCUAUGGGAACUUUGCCAGGAGCCUGAACACUUCUCUCUGGGUCCGUUGGGAUCUCGUUCCGGAAAACGAAGCACCCAAUCACAACGUCACUUCUGCGUUGCUACGGGAUGGUUUGGUGGACUUUCCACUGGUGCUGACCACACUUGCUCCGGAACCGUUUUAUCCCAGCUAUGUGGGGGAGAUAACCAGUUGGUUUUUGAUGCUGCCCGUGGAUCCCGAUAUGCCGCACUCUAGUCUUUACUUAAACCUCAAGGGAUGGCGAUACUUCUUGGGCCUGAUGAUCAUUUUGGCCCUGCUGCUGGUCAAUGCCCAUCGUUUGGAGUCGGGCGAAAGAUACCUUACCCUGCGAUGCGGUGACAUCUUUGGGGAUCAGGUUUUGAGAGCCAUCUUGGCACAGUCCUUCGUCAUGCCGAACAGACUCUCUUUCAGCAGAACUCUACUGUACAGCCUGCUAAUGAUGGCAGGUCUAAUAGUUAGUACUUUUUAUAGUGCCAAUCUAUCGACACUGCUCGUUAAUCCGCCAGCUGCCUACAAGAUCCUGAGCUAUGAAGACCUACGGAGAACCCAUGGAAAGAUCUUAAUCUUGCAGCAGGAGCUGCCCACUCUCAAUAACUCUAUUGGGAAAGAAGUUCUGGAAAGAAACCUGGACGCCUUUGAGAUUACCCCCUCUGUUGUGGAGUUUCUGGCCAAACGGAACGAGCUGAAUACCUCCUUUGGAUAUCCGGUUACCAAUACUCUGUGGCCCUUUCUCCAACUGAAACAGAUUAAAAUGCGGCGACCUGUCUUUCGAAAGUCCAAUGAAAUAAGCUUCAUGCAAUUUAUGCCAGUUACAAUGCCGAUGGCCAGAAAUUCAAUAUACCGUGACGUAUUUAACAGAUAUCUUAGUCACACACUGGCCAGUGGUUUGUACGAUCUGUGGUUCAGGAGAUCCUAUCACGAACUGAUAGCCGUGGGAAAACUGAACUACAGUGAAGAUCAUUCAGAGCCUCCAUAUCACGACCUCAUCUGGGAGGACCUGUACUACGUGUGGAUUGCCUAUAUUGGUGGAACUAUAGUCGGCCUGUUGGUCCUGCUUUUUGAAAUUGUUUACAUCAAGUGGCAUCAACAAAACUAG
Drosophila rhopaloa is the source of this 1137-nucleotide messenger RNA. RefSeq lists its product as uncharacterized. The record is from RefSeq and is a predicted model, not a curated record. Lineage: Eukaryota; Metazoa; Arthropoda; Insecta; Diptera; Drosophilidae. The transcript has a single exon. The coding region runs from base 1 to 1137 and encodes 378 amino acids.